AUGGAAAAAUCACAGCGCUAUUUUGGUAUCCUCGACUCGACCGGCUGGCAAUCUGCGGCCGCUACACCAUCUGGGGUCUCACAGAACACAAUGCAUACCGGACCGGCUUGGGCAUGGGGCGCGGGCUCCCUUUCUGCUAAUUUGCCGAAACAGCGGAGUCAUAAACGACGUAGAAUAGGCGAGGAGGAGAGGAGGAAAGCUGGGCAGGGAAGGUUUCUCCGGUGUUUCAAUCAUUAUUCCCGCAAAUCUCCUGGUCAAUCGAGCAAUGCUCCCGAGUAUGGCAGUUCAAUGUUUGGAUAG
Molecule: messenger RNA, 300 nt
Organism: Paracoccidioides lutzii Pb01
Exons: 1
Coding region: 1-300 (99 amino acids)
Source: RefSeq, a predicted model, not a curated record